Messenger RNA from Psilocybe cubensis, 249 nucleotides. RefSeq lists its product as uncharacterized. The coding region runs from base 1 to 249 and encodes 82 amino acids. The record is from RefSeq and is a predicted model, not a curated record. The transcript has 3 exons. NCBI's taxonomy places the organism in Eukaryota, Fungi, Basidiomycota, Agaricomycetes, Agaricales, Agrocybaceae.
AUGGUGACUACAAAAUUUAAAACUGGCGACCAUGUCAAAUACCGUGCCAUUGGUGGCGAGCCCAUUGACGGCAACGAAACCUCCACGACCACUGGAGAAAUUAUAGAUAUUAUCACUGAAACGCAGCCUCUUGGGUCGACUGGUGUUAGUGCCAAGGCUUCCGAAAAUGAGCCUCGUUACCUCAUCAGGAAUGAUAACACAGGAAAAGAAACUGCAUAUAAAGAGAAGAACAUUCUCGGUUCAGCCUGA